This is a messenger RNA of Apus apus (common swift), 1341 nucleotides long. RefSeq names its product COPI coat complex subunit epsilon (gene COPE). Gene Ontology annotation, molecular function: protein binding; structural molecule activity. NCBI's taxonomy places the organism in Eukaryota, Metazoa, Chordata, Aves, Apodiformes, Apodidae. The record is from RefSeq and is a predicted model, not a curated record. Gene Ontology annotation, biological process: intra-Golgi vesicle-mediated transport; retrograde vesicle-mediated transport, Golgi to endoplasmic reticulum; endoplasmic reticulum to Golgi vesicle-mediated transport. Bases 25 to 1044 code for a protein of 339 amino acids. Gene Ontology annotation, cellular component: COPI vesicle coat. The transcript has 10 exons.
UCCGCAGCCGCUUCCGGCGCCUGGAUGACGCUGACGACUCCUUGCGUUCCUAUUGGCUGCGGCGGGAGGUUUCCAUGGAGACCGCCGGGCCCGGCGACUUCCGGAGACGUGUCCGAGGGGGAAAUGGCGGCGGGAGCGGGGCCCGCGGGGCAGGGCGGCGAUGCCGAUGAGCUCUUCGACGUGAAGAACAGCUUCUACAUCGGGGCCUACCAGGCAUCCAUCAACGAGGCGCAGCGGGUCAAGCCAUCCAGUCCAGAGAAGGAAGUGGAGAGGGAUGUGUUCCUGUUCCGAGCCUACAUUGCCCAGAGAAAAUAUGGGGUUGUUCUGGAUGAAAUUAAAGCCAGUGCUUGUCCUGAGCUCCAAGCAGUGAGGAUGUUUGCAGAGUAUCUUUCAAAUGAGAGCCAAAGGGAUGGAAUAGUUGCUGAUUUGGACAAGAAAAUGGCAAAAAGUGUGGAUGUGGCCAACACCACCUUCCUGCUGAUGGCAGCUUCCAUCUACUUCCAGGACCAGAAUCCCGACGCGGCUCUGCGGGCCCUGCACCAGGGGGAGAGCCUGGAGUGCAUGGCCAUGAUGAUACAGAUUCUUCUGAAGCUCGACAGGCUCGACCUGGCUCGCAAGGAACUGAAGAAGAUGCAGGAGCAGGAUGAGGAUGCAACUCUCACUCAGCUGGCAACUGCCUGGGUGAACCUGGCCACAGGUGGGGAGAAGUUACAAGAUGCCUACUACAUCUUCCAAGAGAUGGCAGACAAGUGCUCCUCCACCCUGCUCCUGCUGAACGGCCAAGCAGCCUGCUACAUGGCUCAGGGCAAGUGGGAUGAUGCAGAGGGAGUGCUCCAGGAGGCACUGGACAAGGACAGUGGCCAUCCUGAGACCCUGAUCAACCUCGUGGUCCUGUCACAGCACUUGGGCAAACCCCCAGAGGUUACAAAUCGCUAUUUGUCACAGUUGAAAGAUGCUCAUAAAAAUCACCCCUUCAUCAAGGAGUAUCAGGCAAAGGAGAACGACUUUGCCCGGCUGGCCAUGCAAUACGCCCCCAGCGGCUGAGGAGGGGCAGGAGCCUGCAGCCCGGGUACCCCGGGGACUGGGCUUGCUGUGCAAAACCUCUCUGGUAACACGGGAAAAUGCCCCCCCCGCCAGUCAGUCUGGCUUAACUCUCUCAGCAGGGUCUUGCCAUCCUCUAAGCCAGGGCUAGAGCUGUAUUUAAUGUGCAGCUGCUUGGAUUUGGUAGCUGAAAAUGCUGCCUUCUGGCUUAGCUGGGUCCUGAACUCUGUUUAAAACACAGCAGCCAUCAGGAGUGAGCAGCACUGCACCUCACCCCUUCCUAAUAAAGCCUUUUCUGGA